AUAUAAACACGUGACUUGGUUUCCUCCACACACACAUUCCUCCUCCUCCUUUCCUCCACUACCUCCACUUCGCUCCAGCAGACAUGUUCUCCCAGGUGAUCCUCGUGGGCCUAGUAGCCGCCGCCGCCGCUGCCCCCACCGGCCCCGAAACGCAGUACUCCGCCCCCAUCAACCAGUACGCGGCCCCCACGCAGACCUAUAAGGAGCCCAUACCGUACAACUUCCAAUACGGGGUUCAGGACGAGUACGCGGGCACCCAGUUCAGCCAGUCCGAAACCUCCGACGGCCAGCAGGUGACCGGCUACUACCAGGUGGCACUCCCCGACGGCAGGAUACAGAAGGUGACCUACGUCGCUGACCACUACGGAGGCUACAGGGCUGAGGUCAGCUACACCGGGGAGGCCCAGUACCCCAAGGAAUAUGGCCCAGCCGUGACUUUCCGGCCCCAGAUCGGCUACGGCCAGCCCCAGCAAGGAUACGCCUUCAUUAAAGAUCACUACUCCCUACAUCGCACACCUGUCCGGGAGGGAGUCAUACCUGCAAUCAGACAAGACAAACAAACAAACAAACACUCCACCAUGAUUGCCAAGGUCUCGCUGCUGACGCUCCUGCUGGUUCAGGUCAUCGCCGCCCUGCCUACUGACCUCGGUGCCCAGCAGAAGAGUUACGACCAGGAUGGCAUGCCUUACAACUUUGCCUACGGCGUGAGGGACGACUACGCCGGCACAGACUUCGGCCAGCAGGAGAACAGUGACGGCAACACGGUGAAGGGAACCUACACCGUGCAGCUCCCCGACGGCCGCAAGCAGACCGUGAACUACGAGGCUGACCACUACAAGGGCUUCGUGGCCGACGUGCAGUACUACGGUGAGGCACAGUACCCGCACGAGUACGGCCCCGCAGUCACAUUCAAGCCCCAGGGGUACGGACAGAGCGCCCCCGUUUACCAGCCCCAGACCGGGUACAACUAAGUCCUCUGAAACUUUUGUGAACUGUUUGUUGAGUUGAGACUGUGAAGUUUUCCAAGGCCAGGGAGCAACUAACACAUGAGACAUCUUUGCAAUUACACGACACCUUUGUUCACACCUGCUACCUAUCAAAACACCUGACAAACCUUUGCUAUCGGAAGUGACACCUUUGUACACAUCUGCUACCUGUGACUCUUUUGCAAACAUCUGCCAUCUCUCGAACACCUGACACCUUUGCGACCGGAAGUGACACCUUUGAACACAUCUGCUACCUUUCCAAACAUGUGGCACCUUUGCAAACAUCUGCCAUCUCUCGAACACCUGACACCUUUGCAAUUCCAUGACACCCUUGUACAGACCUGACAACUCACCGAACACCUGUGGCAUCUUUGCAAACACCUGUCAUCUUUCCCAAACACCUGUGACAUUUUUGUACACCUGUCGCCUUUCCCCAACAACAGUGACGCCUUUGUAAUCACGUGGAACAUCUUCGUGAACACCUGAGAAUUAUCAAAACACCCGUGACACCUCUGCAAUUACGUAACGCAUCUGUAAACACCUGACACUUUUGCAAUCACACGAGACACCUUUGUAAACACAUGUGGCGCACCUGCAAAUACCUGACGCUUUUGCAAUCACGAGACACCUUUGUAAACAAGUGUUAAAGGAUUAGCAGUUUGUCUUCAUCUCAGAAAUCGAUUGCUUCCCUGCUUUGUAUAAUUUUGGGUGUUUUCUUCGUAUUUGGCUCAACUUUUUUCCUCUUCUCUAUUUUAUUCUUGGGAGAUUUUCAUUUUAUUUUCCUUCGGGUGUUUUCCUUAGUAUGUUUAGUAUGUUUUAAGUUCAUCUUCUUUUGUAAUUUUAUAUGAUGUUGGGUAUUGUAGUGUUUAUUUUUGUACUGCUUGAGUGUUGCCGAGUGUGACCAGCCUAAGCUUCCUCCCUUCUCUGUCUUGGAUCUGGAUGAUGGAGUUGAUUCCUCGACUUUUUCAUCUGUUAACUUGUUCCUAUUUCAACAAUCCUCUCUCUGUGUCUAUUGGUUGUCUGAGCUUUGAGUUGUAUCGCUUGAGUGUUGCCGACUGUAACUGUUCUUAAUUUGUCUUCUAAAUGAGGACUGGAUGUCGGAGUUGGAUGUUAUAAACUUGUUCCUAUAUAAAGUCUAUCUUGUGGUUA
This is a messenger RNA of Eriocheir sinensis (Chinese mitten crab), 2135 nucleotides long. RefSeq lists its product as uncharacterized. The record is from RefSeq and is a predicted model, not a curated record. The transcript is spliced from 9 exons. Lineage: Eukaryota; Metazoa; Arthropoda; Malacostraca; Decapoda; Varunidae. The coding region runs from base 84 to 971 and encodes 295 amino acids. Gene Ontology annotation, cellular component: extracellular matrix.